AUGGCUAAAUCUAAACAAAGCAGAAAAGGCAAGAAGGCUUGGGUCAAGAAUGUCGACGUUGAUGACGUUGACCAGGCUUUGGAUGCCAAGAGAGAAAGAGAAAUUCUCUUGGGCGCCGACGAGGACUUCGUGAUUGAUACCCAAGGAGACUCAAGAAACAAGAAACAGAAAGUUCUUCGCACCACAGAAAUCCUUCGAAACAAGUCCAAGGUGCCUGCGCUAGGUGAGAGAAUCCAAAAGAAACCUUUGCUGAAAAAGAGAACCAAUGAAUUGAUGACGUUGGCUGGAAGACAGUUAUCAGGAAACAAGUUUAAGGCCACUGUUAACAGAGAAGGUAUUUUACGUGCAUCAUCUGAAGACUUGUGGACAGAGGACAUUUCGGCCGAGCCGCAAGUUCCCGUAGUUUCGCAAUCGCAGCCCAGCAUCUCAAAUACACCUGCCACUAGAGCACCCAAAACACUUCUGCAGAAACCGUUGGCGCUUACAAACCCUACAGCUAGAGACCUUAAAGAGUUCGAGGAUGGUGGAAAAUCGUAUAAUCCUGCUUUGGAAGACUGGAAGAGCCUCAUUGAGCACGAGUUCGGCAACGAAUCUACAGAAGAACUUAAGCGCCAGAAGAUGGAGGAGCACAAGGAGCGGAUCAGAUACUUGAUUGAGACACUUGAAGACAACGAGGUUCAGGAUUUGGAUGAAUCUGUGGAAGACACAGAGCCUGUCGUCGAGAAUGAAGAGGACAAGUACAGAUUGUCUAUAAAUCCACGUACAGAGAUCAAAACCAAAACGAAAACACAGAGAAACAAAGAGGAGCGCCACAAAAAAAGGACCGAAUUGCAAGGCAAAAUUCGUGACUUGAAGGCCAAGCUUUCUGAGAUAGAAAAUCUCCAACAGAUUCAGGAAGAGGUGGAACAGAAACUCAAUGAAGACAAGCCACAGCGCGUGAAGACGUACACUCGCCACGGUAAGCACGACGUAACAUUCGCGCCCAUUGAAGUUAAGCUUUCGGACGAAUUGACUGGAAACUUGCGUUCAUUGAAACCCGAAGGAAACUUGUUGUACGAUACGAUGCACAAGUUGGAGAUGGGAGGUAAGGUUGAGCUGCGCGUUCCACACAUCAGAAAGAAGAGAUUCAGACCGCGGAUUGUGGAGAAGCGUUCCUACAGAGAUUUGUGA
This is a messenger RNA of Australozyma saopauloensis, 1170 nucleotides long. RefSeq lists its product as uncharacterized. Gene Ontology annotation, cellular component: nucleolus. Bases 1 to 1170 code for a protein of 389 amino acids. The record is from RefSeq and is a predicted model, not a curated record. NCBI's taxonomy places the organism in Eukaryota, Fungi, Ascomycota, Pichiomycetes, Serinales, Metschnikowiaceae. The transcript has a single exon. Gene Ontology annotation, biological process: rRNA processing; ribosomal large subunit assembly. Gene Ontology annotation, molecular function: 5S rRNA binding.